AUGGGUGCAGACACAUGGUCAACUUGCGAACUUAAACCUUUCCAAUAUGGCGGACAACUCAGUGGCCCACAGAAACGGAGAUGGAAGAAAGGAAAGAGCAGAAAGAAAAAAGGGAUGAGAGGAGCAAAAUUCUUCAGAUCCGGCACAAGUGAAGCCAGCCAGCACAGAGCUCGCAUUAAAACUGAGCAGCUGAGCCCGAGUCACUACAGCGAGCACUCGCCUGAGUACAGCGUUUACAGCGCUCACGGAUCCUCGGCCGCCUCCGCCUCGUUCGCCAGCGACUAUACAGACCUUCAGAGCUCCGGCUACUACAGCCCAUACGCCGGCUACCCAUCCGGUCUCUACCAGUACCCCUACUUCCAUUCCUCACGGAGGCCAUACGGGGGCAACAUCCUCAACGGCCUGUCCAUCCCGCCCUCCCACAGUCCCUCCGCCAGCUGGGAUCAGCCGGUUUACACCACGUUAUCCAGGCCGUGAGGCCUGGCCGCAAAGGACGGUCGCCGUGAUUUCGCCAAGUAAG
This is a messenger RNA of Sinocyclocheilus grahami, 520 nucleotides long. Its product is annotated as transcription factor SOX-8-like. Gene Ontology annotation, molecular function: DNA-binding transcription factor activity, RNA polymerase II-specific; RNA polymerase II cis-regulatory region sequence-specific DNA binding. The coding region runs from base 1 to 477 and encodes 158 amino acids. Gene Ontology annotation, biological process: neural crest cell development; morphogenesis of an epithelium; negative regulation of transcription by RNA polymerase II. Lineage: Eukaryota; Metazoa; Chordata; Actinopteri; Cypriniformes; Cyprinidae. The transcript is spliced from 2 exons. Gene Ontology annotation, cellular component: nucleus. The record is from RefSeq and is a predicted model, not a curated record.